Macrobrachium nipponense is the source of this 2060-nucleotide messenger RNA. RefSeq names its product ADP-ribosylation factor 4. Gene Ontology annotation, cellular component: plasma membrane; cytoplasm. Bases 124 to 666 code for a protein of 180 amino acids. The record is from RefSeq and is a predicted model, not a curated record. The transcript has 5 exons. Gene Ontology annotation, molecular function: GTP binding; GTPase activity. Gene Ontology annotation, biological process: vesicle-mediated transport; intracellular protein transport. Lineage: Eukaryota; Metazoa; Arthropoda; Malacostraca; Decapoda; Palaemonidae.
CAAUGACGUCACGACUACUGUUGACGACGGACGUGGCUGAGGGCGACGUGUGUUCUGGGGUCCGAUUUUCUCGUGUUUUUCUCGUGUUUAUUACAACGAAACGCCGUCUUUUCCCUCCGGAAAAUGGGGCUGACGCUCUCGACCGUCUUCUCGCGUCUCUUCGGCAAGAAGCAGAUGCGUAUUUUAAUGGUGGGUCUUGAUGCUGCUGGUAAAACAACCAUAUUGUAUAAGCUGAAGCUGGGUGAAAUUGUAACUACUAUUCCCACUAUUGGUUUUAACGUGGAAACUGUGGAAUACAAGAACAUCAGCUUUACGGUGUGGGAUGUCGGAGGCCAAGAUAAAAUCCGUCCUUUGUGGAGACAUUACUUCCAAAAUACUCAGGGGCUAAUCUUUGUUGUCGACAGUAACGACAAAGAGAGAAUAACAGAAGCUUCAGAGGAAUUGUCUAAGAUGUUACAUGAAGAUGAGCUAAGAGAAGCAGUUUUACUUGUAUUUGCUAACAAACAAGAUUUGCCAAAUGCCAUGACAGCAGCUGAACUUACCGAUCGCCUAGGACUUAACCAAUUACGAAACAGAAGGUGGUACAUCCAAGCAACUUGUGCUGUCCAGGGUCAAGGAUUAUACGAAGGACUUGAUUGGCUAUCCAAUGAAUUAUCCAAGAAGUAAAGUUAUGAAGAGUUUUAGUUUUUUUUUUUUUUUUUUUUUUCCUUGCCCCCCGUUAGAGUGGGGGUUUAGCAGAAGCUUUGGUAUGGAUGUGCUAUAUUUUUAUUGAACUGCUACAUAAAAGAUAAAUAAUAAAUCUCAAUUUAUUUGUUAUAACACUCAUGGCUACAAGCUAGACUUUAUAUACAGUUAAAAGAAAAUGCCUAAUGAUGAGAUUCUCCACUUUUUAUAAGCAGGAAGGAUUCACAAAACAUUUUUAUGAUAGGUUUCAUCAUUGAGUUGUGGUUUUUUGUAUUGUCUUGAAUUUAUUCACAAUGGACUGAAUACAUAUAUUUAAGGUUUUACGUUUUCGUUGCAUAAGGUGAUUGUGAGUAUUUUAGGGCCUAGAGUCAAGUCAAGACUUGUGUUAUUUUUAAUGGCAGUUCCCUUCAGUAAACUUUGACAUAAAAGAGAAAAAAAAAAGGUUAAAAAAGAUUUUGAUGUUUUUACAACUAGAAGUGAAUGCUGGUCAAAUGAUGAUAUAUUAUAGUAGUUUGUAUGGACUUUUGUUAUAUAGAAAGAGCCACAAUAAAUCCCAACAUUGAUCUUGUAAUACGGUAUCGUUAUUGUAAUGUAAAUGUAGUAUGUAUAUUUUGGAAUAAAAAUUUUAUGUUGCAUUGAGAUAUUCAGUCCUUUUUUUUUGGUUUAGUAUUAACAGAUGUAUCUGAAAAGUCCAUAAUAUACAGUUGUAAGGAUUCUGAUUGUAUAUAUAUACAUUAUGGUGGCAUUAGAAUAUAAUUCCCUUUGUUAACGUUGAUGCUCUUCUGUCAUCUUGGAUAUAUAAAUAUAUAUUUUUUUCCCGAAAAGUAUGUCGAUAGUGGUCUUGGUUCAGGUUUUCCAUUUAGGCAGCAUCCGAGUCGUUGCCGUCAGCUCAGCAUCUCCAAUCGCGACCAUUCAUCAGUACUUUCAUUUCUUCUGUUCAUUCGUUUCCCCCAGGAUUUCAAGCACUUCGGUGACAAAACAGUGAGGUGACUGUUCCAAAGAGUUUAUUACUUCCAAGUUAUAAAAUAAAAAUACAUCUCUUCCGCAUUUCUACGAAGACCAUGCAAGAUCAACUUGACUAGGCAGUUAAUGUAGAUGUAGACAAAGCCAAAUUUGUAUUUUCACUCGCCUUUAGUAGAGCUCACCUCACUGGUUUGUGUGUGCCUCUUUUUUGAGUAUGGUGCCUCACUUUUCUUCUGAAUUUUAAUUUAUGAAUGAUGAGCAGGUUAUUUUCUCUCUCUCUCUCUUCUCUCACUACUGAAUCCCUGGGUUUAGGAAUACAUUCCUUGUUGCUUUAUGGUUUCUUUGUCCUCUUACUAUAAGAAGACAAUGAUACAUCAUAGUUUGUAACUUCUUAAUAAACAUGUUUGACUAUA